CUUCAAUUCGACUUACCAAAAACACAUCAUUUCAUUGUCCUCAAGAUAUACUUCAACUUGAUUGUGAUCAGACUAAAGUCUCGCAUCCAACUCUUCCGAUGGCCGGAGCAUCUUCUGUUGAGUCAAUUUUAAAGCGAAUCAUAGAACGUGCUCAAGAAUGCCUCGCUCAUCCCUCUGUUCUGGCAUCGUCAUUCGCACCUCAAUCAUGCUCUCCACGACAACAACCUAUUGCUAAUAUUUCCCUGCCUGACCCACCCUCAAUAUACUCUGCUCUCUUGGCUGCUGGUGCCUGUCACGACAUUUCCUUGGCGAUAAACCAGGCAUACCAGACGCGAGCUGCUGAAUUGCGAGCUUUUUGCCACUCGGCUGUAGCACGCGUGUACUCAAAUCAAGCGCAAUAUCCAUCCAAAUUUCGCUAUGUUCCUGGGCAAAAAGUCUUGCCCGUAUUCACAGAGUUAUAUCUCAGACAGCUUUCUACUUGGAGACAAGAAUGUAUUGACUUAUAUCUUAAACAUACAUCAACAAGCGACAAAAUACAAACUUCAAGCGGUGGACCGAAGUUCAAUCACGAAUAUGUUCCAUUGCUCGAAUACUUCUUCGCAGAGAACCCGUUUCCGACUCAUGCCGACAAAGCCUUCCUUGCAAAGAAAUCUGCAAUGACGUACCGUCAAAUUCAUGUUUGGUUUCAAAACAGACGCAACAGAAUGAAGAAAGAAGGUCAAGUGUUGAGAAAGAAAGCAGUAGUCGAGGGUGCCACUCUUCCUUUGGAUAGCCUUUACCGGCGUAUGGAGAAAUUCAUUGUACCGGAAGAAAAGAAGGUGCCCACAUCGCCUCCCAGUCCUCUGCAUUCCCUAAUCAAGCAAAGAGAUGAGAUGAUGUCUAUCGCAGACGACCGAUCCAAUGCGCUCGAACCUCUGGCACCUUUGCACGCAUUUCCAUACUCGUAUCCCCCUUCAUGCUCAUAUGAUCCUUUCCCAUCAAAGAAUGGUGUGACGAAUUUCGGUGCACCAAAGUGGUUCCGGCGCCCGAUGACCACAGCUGUUCGAUGUCCUACAUUAGACAUCGAUGGUCUCGUAGACCGCUUCUCGAGGAUAAACAUUCUGGAUGAUUCUGGUUUGCGUUCACGCUGCAGUGUCGAUUCAUAUGCAGCUGUAGCCGCCAUUACAAUUAUACCCUUCCCUGCGCCUCUACCUGCCCUUAUUCGAGGAACAGCUACGCGUAUUGCACCCAUCCGUGUUCCCCUACUUUCUGUUCCUGCAACAGCAUCUCGCCGCCAUGUCUUCAACACUCCCAGUCCCCAAUCAAGACCUAUCACAUUGAUGCCGGCCUCCGAGACCCCAGGAGGGCAGAAGGCCCGCCGCCGAAAAAUGGCACCAUUACCAAAACGCAUCCCUCAUAGAGACCCGGUUUCUCACCGGGGUGUCACGCCAGCCGUUUCAGAGGCAUCUAUCGCCUCACCUUCGCCAUCAUCUUGCUCGCGGUCGUCUUCAUUCGGGUCUGAGAGUUCCUCACAGAGUCGCCUAUUCUCAAGUGCGAGCUCCAUGUCGAGCAGUUCCUCUGGCAUCAUAACGCCUCCUCCAUUUCCCUCACCUUCAAUACAGGCGUCUCCUCCAACGUCAUUGUACAAUUUUUCUUCAAAUAUGACAGAUCUAUUUGGCGAUGCUUUGGAAAGCGUUCCCUCACCGGUGGAGGGACUUCAGCUCGACUUCAAUUCAACUAUAUUCGGGCAUGAGCACAUUCCGAAGUCGUCGGCGUUCGACUUCUCUUUCGGUGCGCCCCCAGCAGCGGAUCCUGUUCGCGCACCACCAUGAACCACUUUGUGGUGGGAGUCCACGGAGUUCGUUCCAGCAUGCUCCAGAUAGAGCUUGCUUUCUACCUUUGGCACGUCAGGCCUUACUGCUGCGGAACAUCCAGCGGUGACGAAGGGCUACGGCAGCGUCCUACUGCAUCCCUUCAUCUAAUACCCUGAAGCGGAUCUUAUGCACUAUGCAUGUCCUAUGUCUAUGAUAGCACAUCUUGACCUGUGCUGUAUUAUAUUGCUGUCUAAUCACUGCUCUUGUUUUUAAGUGUUUUCCCUUUUGCACAAUAUCUUUGCUUUUGCUCAUUCGAUGUUACAUAGUCAUUGCUGUACUGAUCUUUGUACCUGUUGUUGUAUGCUGUAAACAAUUGCAACUGAAUGCUGAACGUAUCCUAGACGUGCU
This is a messenger RNA of Suillus fuscotomentosus, 2201 nucleotides long. Its product is annotated as homeodomain protein 2. NCBI's taxonomy places the organism in Eukaryota, Fungi, Basidiomycota, Agaricomycetes, Boletales, Suillaceae. Bases 99 to 1811 code for a protein of 570 amino acids. The record is from RefSeq and is a predicted model, not a curated record. The transcript is spliced from 4 exons. Gene Ontology annotation, molecular function: DNA binding.